CGACCUGCGUUCGGAAGGAAGCCGCAUCGUAUUUCUGAUUUCGCAGUCCGCCCGCCCGCCCACGUCCAAUUCACAAGUACUACGGCGUACGACUACGAAUUCGUUUCGCUGUCCGAUACGGUUCAGUCAACAAAUUUAUUGCACAGAAUUCAUCUCGCACAAUUUUCUUCGAGUGUUUCCGUGUGAUCAUAUUUUAUUAUAUUAGGUAUCACGACGAAAAUGGUACGACAGAACUCGAGGCUAUUGGUGGUCUGUGGCCCGUCCGGCUCCGGUAAGUCGACGCUGUUGCGCAAGCUUUUCGACGAGUACCCCGACAAGUUUGGCUUCUCGGUAUCGCACACUACCCGAUCUCCGCGGCGUUUUGAGGUGGAUGGCCAACACUAUCAUUUCACCACCAAGGACCAAAUGCAAGCAUCUAUUGAUCGUGGAGAUUUCCUUGAGCAUGCCGUCUUUUCCAACCACAUGUAUGGUACUAGCCUUCAAGCGGUACAAAACGUUCAAAAAUCUGGCAAGAUAUGUGUUCUUGAUAUUGACAUGCAAGGAGUUAUUCAAAUCAAAAAGAUUGCCUCUCUGAAACCAGUCAGUGUGUUUGUUAAACCUCCCAGUAUUGGUGAACUCGAAAUACGAUUGCGCAGACGGAAUUCAGAGUCUGAGGAUAAUUUACGAGCUAGAUUGAAUGUUGCACAACAAGAAAUUAAUUACGGAGAAACGCCUGGAAACUUUGAUUGUAUUAUAAUUAACGAGUCUUUAGAUAAAGCAUACAAUGCUUUCAAAGAAUUUGUUUUAAAGUCUUUUGAAAGUAUAGAAAAUUAAGUAUACAGUUAUGGUACCUAAAGUAUUCAGUAUUCUAAACUCAGUCAGUAGAUUUUAGUUAUUAUAAUUUAAUUGUAAAAUGUUUUUGUUAACUUUAUAAAAUGUUGUUAAAAAAACAUUCUAGAAUAAUGUUAUACUUUCUCUUGUUAAAAUAAUUUUUAAAUAUUAAUGGGUUUUCAGUUGAUAUUGAGUUGUAUAAAAUAAUUUAAUUUAAUUAAUAACUAGAGAACAUACGUACAUACAUACAUGUAUAGUGUAUUAGCUAUAAUGCUAAUUUAAAACAAUAUUAAUUAAUAACUUCCAUAUUUUAACUAUUAAUAAUACCAUCUUUUAUUUUAAAAUUCUAAUUGAUUCUGUCAAUGUUAGCUAUACAAAUAGACUAAUGUGAUUAUUCGUUGCCUUUAUUAUUUUCUAAGAAAAAGUCCUCAUAAUAUUUGUAAUGUUCUAUAUAUAUAUAUAUAUAUAUAUAUAUAAUAAUAAUAAUUUAAUUUUUUAUUUAAAAGAAAUUUGACUGAUGUUGGUUUAGAGGAACUAAAUUUUUAAUAGAGACUAUAUAGUGUCUAAAAUCCAUAUUCAUUAAUAAAAAAAACUUAUGGUCUCAAUUUUGUACAAUCGAUAAUUAUUAAUUACUGUCACUAGGAUCAUAUCCUUAUUUAAUUAAAAUGUUAAAACUUCUUUUUAUUUGUUCCAAUAUUAAAUUUUUUUAAUUUUCUUACAAAACGAAUCUGUUUUUUCUUCACGUACAUAUCACAAUUUAAACAUUACACAACAUACAUUUUGUUUCUGACUAUAUAACAUGAAUUUUAUGUUGUGCCAAAAGAAUUUUUUUAUUAUUAUUAAUUGAAUCAAAAUUAAAUAAAUUGUAUCUUAAAAAAAAGAAUAUAUUUGAAAUGUUUUAAUGCCUGUAGUUCAACUUUAAUUUAAAUUGAUCUUAUUAUCAUAAGAUAAUAUAAUUUUUAAUUAACCAAAAAUAGAAUUUCUCGUUCAAAAUAGAAACAGUAAAAAUAUCUAAAUUAAAAAUGUUAUGGUUGUAUCUGAUUUAUGAAUGAGACUGGUAUAAUAUAUAUUUUUAUACAAUGUGUGUUAUAAUAUGAUAUUUUAAAUGAUGCAAAGAAUACGUUUUUGAGAUCCAAUUAACUAAUAAAAAAGUAAUUGCAUUUGUAUUUAUGGUUUCUUAUGUAGUCUCCAAAAUUAAGAUGCUUGUUUACAAUUUAUAUUCUUAUAGAUAUACAUACUGUUGGCUUUGUUUUUGUGUGGUUACUUAAUAUAUAUAUAUAUUAAUGUUAAUGAAUAAAAUAGUUAUGUAUACUCUAUUCAAAAUGAAAUGAGACCUGGGCAACCAACUUGUACGCAUAAGCAAGGCUUUGUCCCGAAGCACCAAACCAUUGGUUGAUAAGGUAGAGGAGUGUCUGACUAUUGUGAAUGAAAAUUGAUCGCUGCCGAGGUCUCAUAUCAUUUUAAAUAUAGUAUAAUUAUUUACUACAAUAUAGUAUUAAGAUUUUAAUUUGUAAAAAAAUACUAGGUGAUAAAUACUUUAUUAAAGAAGAUAAUACAACUUACCAAAAUGUAAAUUGUUUUUUUGCAUGUAUUAUUAGUUUUUUUUUUUAGAAUACAUUUAUAUUUAACCAAUGUAAAGUUGAUAUUGUAUCAUUUAAAAAUGAUAUUUUGGAUAAUAGUAUUAAGUAUACAGUAUAAAACUUAAACUUUGAGUAAAUAAAUAAUGUCUUCUAGUUAUGUUUAAUUGAACUAUUUUAACUCGCAUCAUUAUUUUUAAGUUGAAAUAAAAAAUUUUAAGUGAAUAUUACAUUUAGUUUAUAGCCCAUCAAUCGUGUAUACUAUAAUACCUGUCUAAUAUUAAAUAUGUAUAAACCAGGCUAUUAAUUAUUUAAGUAGGCUAGUAUUAAUUAUUAUUGUCAACAUAUAGGUAUAUUUGUUAGAUUUAAUUUAUUUUUUUACCUCAAUUAUACACAAAAUAAUUUGUUCUUAGUUAAUCUAAAAUAUAUAUUGUUUACUGCUAUUAAAAUACAAUUUUUUGUUGUGAA
Aphis gossypii (cotton aphid) is the source of this 2855-nucleotide messenger RNA. RefSeq lists its product as uncharacterized. NCBI's taxonomy places the organism in Eukaryota, Metazoa, Arthropoda, Insecta, Hemiptera, Aphididae. Gene Ontology annotation, molecular function: GMP kinase activity. The coding region runs from base 220 to 813 and encodes 197 amino acids. The record is from RefSeq and is a predicted model, not a curated record. Gene Ontology annotation, biological process: purine nucleotide metabolic process. The transcript has 4 exons. Gene Ontology annotation, cellular component: cytosol.